Messenger RNA from Tachysurus vachellii, 990 nucleotides. Its product is annotated as serine/threonine-protein kinase pim-1-like. Gene Ontology annotation, molecular function: ATP binding; protein serine/threonine kinase activity. NCBI's taxonomy places the organism in Eukaryota, Metazoa, Chordata, Actinopteri, Siluriformes, Bagridae. Gene Ontology annotation, cellular component: cytoplasm. Gene Ontology annotation, biological process: protein autophosphorylation; negative regulation of apoptotic process; regulation of mitotic cell cycle. The transcript has 5 exons. The coding region runs from base 28 to 852 and encodes 274 amino acids. The record is from RefSeq and is a predicted model, not a curated record.
UGUUUGAAUGUGUAUGAGGAAGGACAAAUGCUGGGAUCAGGAGGAUUUGGCCGUGUGUUUGCUGGGAUACGCAAAGAAGAUGGAUUGCCAGUUGCAAUCAAAUACGUCUCCAAACAGAUGGCAUAUGAAAAACUGCACCUUGCAGGAUAUGGAUGGCUGCCCAGUGAGAUAGCUUUGAUGAUCCUUGCAAACACAGAACCUUCCUGUUCCAACAUCCUGAAGAUUCUGGACUGGUAUGAAGAGCCAAAACGCUAUAUCAUAGUCCUGGAACGUCCCGAACCGUGUGUGGACCUGAGUGGAUUCUGCCUGAAGCAAGGUGAUUGCAUGACUGAGGUUGAGGCUCGAAAACUGAUGUUUCAGCUGAUGGAAGCGCUGAAGCAUUGUAAGAGCCGUGGAAUACUACACCGUGAUGUCAAGCCAGAAAACAUCCUGAUUCAGACAGACAUGUUACAAGUCAAGCUAUUUGACUUCGGAUGCGCAGACAUCAUUAGAGACUCCUACAAUGACUUUGCAGGCACACUUCAAUAUGCCCCUCCUGAGUGGUAUCUACAGGAGCAGUAUCUGGCAGACCCAACUACCGUCUGGUCUGUGGGUGUGACGCUGUACAGACUGGUCUGUGGCUGCCUGCCUUUCCAGACCACUAAGGAUAUAAUUAAUGGAAAUCUGUACUUCCCCGAAAGUCUAUCUCAAGAGUGCAUCCAUCUGAUCGGUUGGUGUUUGAAGGCUAAAGCAGAAGACAGGCCCAGCCUGGAGCAGAUAGAGCUUCACAACUGGUUUCACUCGACAGGUGUUUCGAGUACAAAACUACCGUGCAGGAGGCUGAGAUACAAAUACGUGUGCAGAUACAUCUGAACUUUUGUCCUUAUUCAUUCAAAAGAUUUGAAUUGUUAUUCGGUAAAACAAUCAGCUACAACAGUGUACAUUACAGUGGUUUUAUUAUGGGUAGGGGUGUUGUUAAUUCACUGUAUCGCAUGCCAUCGUGUGUAGGAA